AUGCAGGGCGGAACAUGGAGUACUAUCUCAACACUUUUCCCAAGAUGUUUAACGACAUUUCUGUUUUUAUGGACUUCUUAUGUCAUCAUCACACGAAUUAAUACAAUCCCCACGAUUCCCCCUCAUGAUAUUGAUAUUACCAUUAAUCUCUAUUUCCAUAUAUUCAUAUUUCAAAAUCAUAACAAUGGGACCAGGAAGUCCAUUAGACUUCCCAGAUCUAUUAGUAGAAAAAUAUACAUGAUGCAGGACUUGGUCAAGAAUUACCACCACAAUAUCUUAACAAAGAAAAGUUACACAAUGAAAAGAAAUGGUCGAUAUAGAUUAUGUCAAACUUGUCAAGUUUGGAAACCAGAUAGAUGCCAUCAUUGUUCAACAUGUAAUAAAUGUAUAUUGAAAAUGGAUCAUCAUUGUCCUUGGUUUGCUGAAUGUAUUGGGUUCAAAAAUCAAAAAUUCUUCAUUCAAUUUUUAAUUUAUUGUACUAUUUAUGCAUUCGUGGCUUUGGGGUUAAUUUCAUAUCAAUUUGUAAAUUGGUAUAAGAAUCAAAACUAUAUGAAUGAAUAUAUCGAUUUUACAUUAUUGAUUGUUGGACUGUUGGCAUUUGUCAUUUCAAUUUCUGUUUUGGCGUUUAGUUCAUUUAGUAUUUAUCAAGUUUUGAAAAAUAGAACCACAAUAGAAAUGUAUGGGAUACGAAGAUAUAAUAGAGAUUUUGCAAUUUUAAAUGGUACAGAAGAGAGUGAUUUUAAAAAUAUAUUUGAAUUAGAUUCAAAUUUAUUGAAUUGGAAGGAAGUUAUGGGUGAUUCAUGGAUUGAAUGGAUUUUCCCAAUAGUUACUUUUAAAAUAUCUCGUAAUAGACAUUCUACAGAUGAGAAAGGAUUGUAUUUUAAUAUUAAUUCACAUGCAAGAAGGGAAAUGUUAGAUAGUAUUGAUUUACAAGAUAGACUUUUAAGGAGAGUUACUCCUAGGUCAUCUGUAGAGUCAACUCGGCCAUUAAUUAUAGAUGACAUAUGA
This is a messenger RNA of Naumovozyma dairenensis CBS 421, 1008 nucleotides long. It is a transcript of the gene PFA3, whose product is annotated as palmitoyltransferase PFA3. The coding region runs from base 1 to 1008 and encodes 335 amino acids. Gene Ontology annotation, biological process: peptidyl-L-cysteine S-palmitoylation; protein targeting to membrane. NCBI's taxonomy places the organism in Eukaryota, Fungi, Ascomycota, Saccharomycetes, Saccharomycetales, Saccharomycetaceae. Gene Ontology annotation, molecular function: protein-cysteine S-palmitoyltransferase activity. The transcript has a single exon. The record is from RefSeq and is a predicted model, not a curated record. Gene Ontology annotation, cellular component: endoplasmic reticulum; Golgi apparatus.